ACCUCCAAUCCCCAUCCAUUGACAACAGCAUUCUUCGUCGCUUGCAUCACAACUGAGCAUUUGCUAUCGGUAUUCCCCUUCAAUCUUUCAAUUGAAUGUGUUGCACAGCGUCUAACGUCGCACUUCUGUUAUGACCAAAAGACCAAGGCGCCGGCUCAUACUAGCGCAUACAAAGUACCUAGUCAUUGCCAUCGCAAAACCCUCAUUCCUCGAAUAAGAUAAGAGAUCCACCUCGAAAAAUCUCAGAUGCCCUGGCAGACCUGCAUCGUUUCUUUCAGCACCACGUCAGUGCCGCAAAGCCUCACGACGACUGAGACAAGCAACGUAGGUUAACAACAUGUCGACACCACAUCCUUCUCGAGACACAGAGCCCUCGCCUUCGAAUCACUCUGCAGCGCCGCCUCAAAGACCAGAGCCCACUGCUCUGCAAGGUGCUCAAGGGCCAAGUACCUCGAAUGCGACGCUGAGGCCAGAGGUCUCUGGGCCAGGAAUCCCGAAGAAGAGGAGAAAUCAUCGAGCGGGGAAGAAAAAACGUGCGAGAAGGCAGUCAUUCGCGGCGUCGACUGAAGAAGGGCAUGGUUUACCGGAAAAUACACAAUCAUAUCGAGCAAGUGGUACAGGAAACGCUGCUAGGGCCAGUUUCUAUAGACUACAGGGGCGGAACUUAAGCAAUACUAGCAUCGAGAGUGAAGCUCUACUCGACCAUAGAGACCAGCAGAGCAUGCGACCUCGAAGAUCCUCUGUUAUGGGCCAGAGCGCAUUUGGAGGAUCUAUGUACGAAACUCCAACCUCGUAUCGACCACAAUACCAAAAUCCUUUUACGUCUGAUGCCGAUACUCGACGACCAAGGAGUUCAAGAAAAGACAACAAUGAGCAGGAUGAGGCUCCAGAUGAUGAGAGGGCUCCACUCAUAUCCUCUUCAGCAAGGUCAAAAAGCUCAGCGGCAGCUUUAGGAUAUGGUGGCAUGGAUGGCUCUCAGGUCAGUCUUCCAAAAUCGCGGGAUAAUCGCCGAGCCUCGAGCAAGUCCUCAUCUAGGAGCAAUAAGAAGAGAACGAUAUUCGAUAGGCAAAGUCCAGCGUUUCCCCACGAGAGCGAACAGUAUAAUGUUAACUACCCUCCCUCGAUGCCUGGUAGCCCCAGGCUCAGUGCCUCCAGGGACAUGAGUUUUGGGGAUAUGAUGGUCAGGGAUGACUUUGAGCCAAACCCCGACCUUGACCGGGACGAUGCCAACGAGAAUGCGAUCGAUGAGAGAUCAUUGCCGGGAUCGCCAAGAAAAGACUCUGCAUAUGACGGACGCAGACAUACAAUAGCUUUGCAGGCCGAGGAGGAUGUAUGCUUUCCUAUAGAAGGUAUGUCCGAGUUGGCAGAUGAGGAUAUGCACAGACGAGAAGGCGAACCAUACAGGCGGGAUAACGGGCCACGACGAAGACGAAGCAAGUGGCCAGACCUAGCCAUGCUCGAUGAAUGGAGUAGAUUUGAGAAGGAAGGCAGAAGUGAAGAACGCAGAGCGAAGAAGAUCACGGAGCCACAAUUGAUUGGGGGACGUCUGCGACCAAUUCACAGGGGGUGGCAUAGAGCCGAGGAUGACGCCCCAUACCGGUUCACAUAUUUCAAUGAGGAGUUUCAAAGUACGAUUCAUAGCUCGACUAUAUCAGAACUCAUCCAGCCUGGUCAAAGUUUCAGAGAACUUUUCGUCCCAGAUCCACCGGAGUUGACUGACAGCUCAGAAUCAGAGGAAGAGGAAGGACCACCACGUGCAGAUGAUGCCUACCUUCGUCACUUCCCUGGAGCAAAUGGAGACUCAAGAGUACCCACACGUCAAGGUUCGGUCAUUGAUCAACCAGGAAGGCCCGAGUCGAGACGUGGUGGUUCCGUUACUGGAGGCGAUGGAAAGAUCAAUUCCAGAGAGUCUUCUGGAGGCGUAACGCCGAACCGAGGGAUAAAGUCUCCACCUCCGGCAUCUGCAGGCCCAAACAUGCAAGCGGAAAAGACCAAACGUUAUGGUGAACGUCCAACAUGGUGGCUUGACGUACUUUCGCCGACUGAUGCUGAGAUGAAAGUACUGUCUAAAACAUUUGGCAUCCAUCCUCUAACAGCAGAGGAUAUCAUGAUGCAAGAAGCUCGUGAGAAGGUCGAACUUUUCCGCAACUACUACUUCGUAAAUUAUCGUUCCUUCGAACAAGAUAUGAACAACGAGGACUUCCUGGAACCUGUCAACAUGUACGUUGUUGUAUUUCGAGAAGGUGUUAUAAGUUUUCACUUUUCCAUGACGCCACAUCCUGCAAAUGUUCGUCGACGUAUUCGCCAGCUGAAAGACUAUCUGCUUCUGUCAUCUGACUGGAUCUCUUAUGCCAUCAUUGACGACAUCACUGAUGUCUUUGCACCUUUGAUCCAAAGCAUUGAAGAUGAGGUCGAUGAUAUUGAUGAUGCAAUUCUCAAACUCCACUCUCCAUCUGCGGAAGAGAAACAUGAUAACAAAGACAACGAGAAACGAUCCGAAGGAGGAGAUGGUACAUCGGGUGAAAGUGGUGGCGAUAUGUUGCGUCGGGUCGGAGAUUGCAGAAAGAAAGUCAUGGGACUAUACCGCCUGCUGGGAAACAAGGCAGAUGUUAUCAAGGGAUUCGCCAAGCGUUGCAACGAACACUGGGAAGUUGCCCCGAGAAGUGAGAUUGGGUUAUAUCUUGGCGAUAUUCAGGACCAUAUCAUCACCAUGACUGGCAAUCUAUCGCACUACGAGAAAAUACUUGCACGUUCACAUGCUAACUAUCUAGCACAAAUCAAUAUCCGCAUGAACGAGCGACAAGAACAAACCGCCGACGUGCUGGGAAAACUUACAGUUCUAGGCACAAUCGUCUUGCCUAUGAAUAUCAUCACGGGUCUCUGGGGUAUGAACGUCUGGGUUCCGGGGCAAGAGUAUGAGGGUGAUCUAACUUGGUUUUGGUGCCUGGCUGCGGGACUACUGGUCUUUGGUAUCAGCUGCUUCUUCAUUGCGAAGAUCGCUUACAGAAUUGUCUGAUCACCUAGAGCUGAGGACAUUACUCCUAAAAGGGGUGAAGUGAGGUUGUAUAUAGUGAUCCAAAAGUUUGGAAAGCAAUUGUACAAAAUGGCGUCGGAUUGUACAGAAAACGACACAGAUUGUAUAUAGACAUUCAACCUAGAAAGGGUUGGAAUAGUACAAAAAGGUCGGCAACACAGCAGGGAGUUUAGGCAGCAAGCACAC
Messenger RNA from Mollisia scopiformis, 3220 nucleotides. RefSeq names its product cora-domain-containing protein. NCBI's taxonomy places the organism in Eukaryota, Fungi, Ascomycota, Leotiomycetes, Helotiales, Mollisiaceae. The record is from RefSeq and is a predicted model, not a curated record. Gene Ontology annotation, cellular component: plasma membrane. Gene Ontology annotation, biological process: intracellular magnesium ion homeostasis; magnesium ion transmembrane transport. The transcript is spliced from 3 exons. Gene Ontology annotation, molecular function: magnesium ion transmembrane transporter activity. Bases 338 to 3016 code for a protein of 892 amino acids.